Molecule: messenger RNA, 2694 nt
Organism: Sabethes cyaneus
Lineage: Eukaryota; Metazoa; Arthropoda; Insecta; Diptera; Culicidae
Gene: ChLD3
Product: chitin deacetylase 1
Exons: 6
Coding region: 926-2500 (524 amino acids)
Biological process (GO): carbohydrate metabolic process
Cellular component (GO): extracellular region
Molecular function (GO): hydrolase activity, acting on carbon-nitrogen (but not peptide) bonds; chitin binding; protein binding
Source: RefSeq, a predicted model, not a curated record
UAAAAGCGGUUAUUAAUAUAGGUGUUCAGUGUUGCGUGUAUAAAUGUUCGACAUAUACUGAAUGGAGCAAGCGCCAGUUUCCCGCUGAGUAAGUGCGCGAGGAACGUUUAUCUGCAACACCAACCAGCAUCAGGCAUCCAGCGUCGAAGCUGUGCACUGCACUGAUGUAGUGCAUCGGAAAGACCGCAGCGAAAGUGCAUCAACCAGCGAACGGCGCGUUUUCACCCCGCCUGAACCGAACGAUCGAAAGGGAAAAGGAAAAGUCGCAUCCAGAUCCAGUACCUAAAGCCUUGGCGUGUCGCGUGCAGCCGAAAAACGUUUGCAAAUGUGAAUAGAUAAACGUGCGUGUUUACUGGUCUGCGCUUAUUUUGUGUGAGAAGGUUCCUGUAUUAGUAAAAGUUGUCCUCCCGCAAAACGGCUGUGUUUUAGCGGCGCUUCGUGGUAGAGAUCAAGAUCAAGUUUGCAACAAAGAGAAAUUUUCUGUGAAUGAAAAAUUCGGUUUUUACACAAAGAAGAAAAAUAUCGAUUAACAGGUGCGGUGGGAAUAGCCUAUUUUCAUUGCGUUGUUAAACAUUGAUCAGUUUAAAUAGAAGAACUAGCAGUAAAGUGCACAAUUUCAUCGUACCGUUUAGCUAAAUAUUUGUUAAUCAGCAGGGCAGGUAGUUUUGUGUUAAACAGUUGGGCAAACGAAUUUGUGGGAGAAGCAGUUCAAAUAAAGACAUGAAAUUAAACCGUGAGAAAAUAAUGAACGACGCUUAAAUAAUUCAUCAUCAGUAAACAGUCGUGUUUAGCACUCAACUAAUUCGGCCGGUGCGAAGCCAUAAACACGGAAAAAUCAGCUGAAGAUACAACUAACUGACCGGUCCGGUCCUACUGGGGCAAGGUGCCGAAGUAGAGGCAACAGAAAAUAUCAGACACGGCCGGAAUGGAUCUAUUUUUACUUUUUGCGGUGGCUGCGCUGUUUACUUUCACUGGAAACGCCCAUGGUGGCAACCUAGUGAAGCGAAGUCUGAAGAACACAGUUCCCUGCUUCGAAGAUGGACGAUUUUACAGAAAUCCGGAACGACCCAUCCAAAAGAUGUGGACCAACACCGAAUGCGCCAAAUACUAUCUCUGUUUGGAUGGGGAAGUAUUCGAAUUUAAGUGCUCCGUUGGCCUGUUGUUCGACGUUACCCGACAAAUUUGCGACUUCAAGCAGAAUGUUGAUAACUGUGAAGUCACAGCAGAGGCUCGUGUCCCGAAACCGCUUCUGGAUGCCGCUGAAUGUGAAGAACGGUCCCAGCUGGGCUGUGGGGAUGGAACGUGCUUCCCAAAUGAGUACUUUUGUGACGGAUCGAUUGAUUGCCCGGACGGCUCGGACGAAGGCUGGUGCGAUGUGGAGAAUGAUCCGAACGCAGCGGAUCCGUGCGAUCUAUCCGUUUGCCAAUUGCCGGACUGUUUUUGUUCGAAAGAUGGUACCAUUAUCCCAUCACGGUUGGAACGGACACAAACUCCGCAAAUGAUUCUAUUGACUUUCGACGACGCAAUUAAUUUCGAAAAUUGGGAGCUUUACACGCAGAAAAUUUUUACCCCUGGUAGAAAGAACCCCAAUGGUUGUCCCAUUCGUGCGACCUUUUUCAUCUCUCAUCAAUAUACUAAUUAUCAGCAAGUUCAGAAGAUGUGGAACGAUGGCCAUGAGAUUGCCAUCCAUUCGAUCACCCAUCGCGGGCCGGAAGAAUGGUGGUCUCGAAAUGCGACCAUCGAAGACUGGUUUGAUGAAAUGGUAGGGCAGGCUAACAUUAUCAACCGAUUUUCCAAUGUUCGAAUGGAGGAACUUAGAGGAAUGCGCGUUCCAUUCCUGCGUGCUGGUUGGAAUCGACAAUUUCUGAUGAUGAAAGAAUUCGGUUUCGUUUACGACUCGUCCAUGGUAGCACCAUUUUCGAAUCCACCUUUGUGGCCUUACACGUUGGACUACAAAAUGCCUCACGCGUGCAACGGCAAUAAUCAGUACUGUCCAUCGCGAAGCUAUCCGGGUAUUUGGGAAAUGGUUAUGAAUCAACUGGAAGCCGGAGAGUAUACAUGCGGCAUGGUUGAUUCCUGUCCACCUCACAUGAACGGAGAGGACGUAUACAAAAUGUUUCUACACAACUUUAAGCGGCAUUACCAUUCGAAUCGGGCGCCGUACGGACUCUACUUUCACUCGACAUGGUUUCGAAAGCAAGAAUAUUUGGAAGCUUUUCUGAAAUUUCUAGACGACAUGCAGAAACAACCGGACGUAUACUUUGUUACCAAUUACCAGGCCAUCGAGUGGAUUCGCAAUCCUACCCCGUUGAACCAGCUCGGACAUUUCGAACCAUGGUUCUGUCCACCGAAGCAGUUGGAACCCAGCGAGGUGGCAUGCAAUCUGCCACGAACCUGCAAGCUGCACAGCAGAGUGCUCCAGCAGGAUCGGUAUCUGUUCACGUGCAAUGAAUGCCCUGCGCAAUACCCCUGGAUCCGCAAUGAGUUCGGCCUGGACUAAACCAUGUGUGCUGGUGUCGAGAGUUGUCUUUUCGUUCUACGUUCUACAAAGAAUAGAUCAACCGAUGGUGGCACCGAUUAGAUUAAGAAAAUUUCGCAUUUUGUGAAUUACGAGAAUUCGUAAAUGUUUAAACAUUUUUGUUACUUUUAUUCAUUAUGAUGUAAGAGUUCUAUAAAGUGAUCUACAAAUAAGAU